AUGCCGCUCUCUUCAGACCCAGCCAACCACUACCAGACUCUUGAAGUCCCGCCUGGUUGCACUGAAAAGGAGAUCAAUGCUUCCUUCAGAAGGUUGGUCCUCUUGCACCAUCCCGACAAGACAGGCGGCGAUAUUGCCUCUCUCGAUAUCUUCUACCAGAUUCAGGAAGCGGGAUACAUUCUCCGCAACCGUAAGCGCCGCCGCUGCUAUGAUGAGUCCUUGCAAGUUUACCCUGCCUAUCGUGGAAAUGGAGAACGAUACCAUUCCUCUGACAAUCCGCAGAAUUGGGAUGGAUGUCCUCCGCAGGAAGACUAUCAGCCCUGGAAUUCUCCCGACUCCAAUGAAGGUCAUAAGUACAGCUUCGGCACUGACAUUCACAUGGACGAAGAUUCUGACUGGAACGAGAUGGACGAGUGGGUAAAGAGGACUGCCGGUAUCGAUCCCGAGGUCGAAAAGGCAACGGAGGAAUUCCGCAGACAGGCCACGGAAACCCACAUGGCGGCAGACCAGGAACCGAUACUGGGUGAGAUUUCAGGUUCAGAUACCGAUGAAAACGCGAUCGGGCAUGGCUAUAUUGACUCCGACGUGCAAGAAGCAGAGGAACGGCUUCACGCACAUGCCGCGCAGGGUGGGAAGUCAGCAGGGGAUGUGGAUUCCAUGUUCCAAAAUACUGAUGACGAAUCUUCUGAAGAUUCAUGCAAUACCGGGAAGAUAAAGUAUGACAAAGACAACAUUUGGAACAUGGAGUAUGAGAAACACUGGCCUGGUGUUGAAACCGAGGCACGUUCAGCUAUUGGCUCGGGCCACCUUAUCGAUCUUACUGGCGAUGAACAAGCAUAUGAACCUCGCUCCUGCUUCCCCCAAUGCAACGAAGCCGAUGACUCUGGUUAUUCCGAGGCCGGCUUAGACAUUGACAUGGUGACCGACAUUCCGAGCCUCCUGAUCGAUCUGAGCGAUGAAGAACAGGAGUAUGAAGCUAGGUCCAACCCUCCCAAAGGGAAAAAAGCUCACGUGCCUAUCGAUUCCGAUGCUGCUACCGAGAAAGAAGAUCCUCACUUUACAGAGAUGUCUGACCAUAGUGCAAACGAUCAAACUUCAGACGUGCUGGAGCCGUACAUUCCUUUCUUCGCCAUGAAACUAAGGGAAUCUGGCACCUGCUACACUGUCGAGGAUAUGCAUCUAGAGAUGCGAGGUGUUUUCCAAGAGUUUUUUGGUCAUCAAGUUGAAGAUGUCCGACUUCCCGCAAAAAUCGUCCAGCCAGACCUAGAGAAAAGUACACUGCACUGCUCACACCGGGGAACCUGGAGCAGAUCCUUUGGAUAUUCCGAGUGUGAAGUUUGUCACCUCUGGAUGCAGGUCUCUACCUUGACCUGCCCAUCCUGUGGUACAAAAGCAUGUGUUCGCUGCAAGUAUGCGCAUGACGAAUGA
Penicillium odoratum is the source of this 1428-nucleotide messenger RNA. RefSeq lists its product as uncharacterized. NCBI's taxonomy places the organism in Eukaryota, Fungi, Ascomycota, Eurotiomycetes, Eurotiales, Aspergillaceae. The transcript has 3 exons. The record is from RefSeq and is a predicted model, not a curated record. Bases 1 to 1428 code for a protein of 475 amino acids.